Messenger RNA from Plenodomus lingam JN3, 279 nucleotides. RefSeq lists its product as uncharacterized. Lineage: Eukaryota; Fungi; Ascomycota; Dothideomycetes; Pleosporales; Leptosphaeriaceae. The record is from RefSeq and is a predicted model, not a curated record.
AUGAAAUCAGUCACAGGCCUCGCCCUCCUCUUCCUUUCCAGUGCUUGUCUGGCGGCUCCGACGGCGCAAGAUGGUAUUUUUGAUACACACCCGGGUACAUGCCAACUAGGGCCUGUGAUCAAUGGUGAGCAGACUGCUGGCGACUGUCUGUCCACAGACAAUAGUCCCCCCGGGAAAUGUCGAAAGGCUGUGGAAUACUAUGCGAAUAUACUGUCCCCAAGCUUGCUCUACCAGAAGAAUAGUCCCGUGAAAGAUGACCGCCAUGGCGUGCGCAUUUGA